Messenger RNA from Sus scrofa (pig), 7474 nucleotides. RefSeq names its product agrin (gene AGRN). The record is from RefSeq and is a predicted model, not a curated record. Gene Ontology annotation, biological process: receptor clustering; neuromuscular junction development. Lineage: Eukaryota; Metazoa; Chordata; Mammalia; Artiodactyla; Suidae. Gene Ontology annotation, molecular function: calcium ion binding; laminin binding.
GCCCCCGGCCCGCCCCCGCGCUGCCCGCGCUCCCGCCGCCUCCCAGGAGCUGCGUCCCGUCCAGUCCAGUCCCGUCUGCGGCGCGGUCCGGCCCGUGCGCUCGCUCCGGCCGCCUUCCGCCGUCCUCCGCCAGCGCCAUGGCCAGCCUGCGGCCGUCCGGCUCGGCCCCGCUGCAGCCGCUGCUGCUGCUGCUGCUCCUGGUCGUGGCCGCGCGCGCCCUGCCCAGCGCCGACGGGACGUGCCCCGAGCGCGCGCUGGAGCGGCGGGAGGAGGAGGCGAACGUGGUGCUCACCGGCACCGUGGAGGAGAUCCUCAACGUGGACCCGGUGCAGCACACGUACUCGUGCAAGGUGCGGGUCUGGCGGUACUUGAAGGGCAAAGAUAUAGUGACUCAGGAGAGCCUGCUGGAUGGAGGCAACAAGGUGGUGAUUGGUGGCUUCGGAGACCCGCUCAUCUGUGACAACCAGGUGUCCACUGGGGACACCAGGAUCUUCUUUGUGAACCCUGCACCACCGUACCUGUGGCCGGCCCACAAGAACGAGCUGAUGCUCAACUCCAGCCUCAUGCGCAUCACCCUGCGGAACCUGGAGGAGGUGGAGCACUGUGUAGAAGACAAACCUGGAACCCACUUCACGCCAGUGCCCCCGACGCCUCCGGAUGCGUGCCGAGGAAUGCUGUGUGGCUUCGGCGCCGUGUGCGAGCCUAGUGCAGAAGGUCCGGGCCGAGCCUCCUGUGUGUGCAAGAAGAGCACCUGCCCUAACGUGGUGGCACCGGUGUGCGGCUCGGAUGCUUCCACAUACAGCAACGAGUGUGAGCUGCAGCGGGCGCAGUGCAGCCAGCAAAGGCGCAUCCGCCUGCUGCGCCGGGGGCCCUGUGGGAUGCGGGACCCUUGCUCUAAUAUAACCUGCAGCUUCGGCAGCACCUGCGCACGCUCCUCAGAUGGGCUGACGGCCACAUGCCUGUGCCCUGCCACAUGCCUGGGGGCCCCCGAGAGCCCGGUGUGCGGCAGCGAUGGCACUGACUACCCCAGUGAGUGCCAGCUCUUGCGCCACGCCUGCGCCCGUCAGGAGAACGUCUUCAAGAAGUUCGAUGGCCCCUGCGACCCCUGCCAGGGCGCCCUCAACGACCUGAGCCGAGUCUGCCGUGUGAACCCACGUACACGGCACCCAGAGAUGCUGCUGCGGCCAGAGAGCUGCCCUUCCCGGCAGGCACCUGUGUGUGGGGACGAUGGGGUCACCUACGAUAACGACUGCGUCAUGGGCCGAACAGGGGCUACACGAGGCCUCCUCCUCCAGAAAGUGCGCUCUGGCCAGUGCCUGCCUCGAGACCAGUGCCCAGAGACGUGCAGGUUCAGUGCUGUGUGCCUGUCCCGCCGAGGCCGCCCCCGCUGUUCCUGCGACCGUGUCAUCUGUGAUGGGGCCUACAGACCUGUGUGCGCCCACGAUGGGCACACGUAUGACAACGACUGUUGGCGCCAGCAGGCCGAGUGUCAGCAGCAGCGCAGCAUCCCUGCCAAGCACCAGGGCCCGUGUGACCAGCCCCCGUCCCCAUGCCUCGGGGUGCAGUGCCCAUUUGGGGCGACGUGUGCCGUGAAGAAUGGGGAAGCCGAGUGUGUGUGUCAGCAGACGUGUUCCGGCCUCUAUGAUCCUGUGUGUGGCAGUGACGGCGUCACCUACGGCAGUGCGUGCGAGCUGGAGGCUACCGCCUGUGCCCUUGGACAGGAGAUCCGGGUGGCUCGUCGAGGACCCUGUGACCGCUGCGGGCAGUGCCGCUUUGGAGCCCUGUGCGAGGCUGAGACCGGGCGCUGCGUGUGCCCCUCUGAAUGUGUGGCCUCAGCCCAGCCUGUGUGUGGCUCUGACGGGCACACUUACGCCAGUGAGUGUGAACUGCAUGUCCACGCCUGCACACACCAGAUCAGCCUGCACGUGGCCUCGGCCGGACAUUGCCAGACCUGUGGAGAGUCCGUAUGCGCCUUUGGGGCCGUGUGCUUGGCAGGACAGUGUGUGUGCCCGCGGUGUGAGCACCCUCCACCUGGCCCCGUGUGCGGCAGCGAUGGGGUGACCUACCGCAGUGCCUGUGAGCUACGCGAGGCUGCCUGCCAGCAGCAGAGGCAGAUUGAGGAGGCCCGGGGGGGGCCGUGCGAGCAGGCUGAGUGCGGCUCAGGAGGCUCCGGCUCUGGGGAAGACGGCGAGUGUGAGCAGGAGCUGUGCCGGCAGCGAGGCGGCAUCUGGGACGAAGACUCUGAGGAUGGGCCAUGCGUCUGCGACUUCAGCUGCCAGGGUGUCCUAAGGAGCCCGGUCUGCGGCUCAGACGGGGUUACCUACGGCACCGAGUGUGAGCUGAAGAAGGCCAGGUGUGACUCAAGGCAAGAACUGUACGUCGUGGCCCAGGGAGCCUGCCGCAGCCCCACCUUGGCCCCGCGGCCACCUGCAGUUCCCCUGCACUGCGCUCAGGCCCCCUAUGGCUGCUGCCAGGACAACAUCACUGCUGCCCGGGGUGUGGGCCUGGCUGGCUGCCCCAGCUCGUGCCAGUGCAACCCACACGGCUCCUACAGCGGCACCUGUGACCCAGCCACAGGCCAGUGCUCCUGCCGCCCAGGCGUGGGGGGCCUCAAGUGUGACCGCUGUGAGCCUGGCUUUUGGAACUUCCGUGGUAUCGUUACCGACGGCCGGAGCGGCUGUACCCCCUGCAGCUGUGACCCCCAGGGCGCCGUGCGGGAUGACUGCGAGCAGAUGACCGGGCUGUGCUCCUGUAAGCCUGGAGUGGCUGGACCCAAGUGCGGGCAGUGUCCAGAUGGCCAUGCCCUGGGCCCUGCUGGCUGUGAAACAGACCCUUCGGCACCCAAGACCUGUGCUGAGAUGCCGUGCGAGUUCGGGGCAUCCUGUGUGGAGGAGGCUGGCUCCGCCCACUGCGUGUGCCCAACACCCACCUGUCUGGGGGCCAACGCUACCAAGGUCUGUGGGUCAGAUGGAGUCACCUAUGGCAACGAGUGCCAGCUGAGGACCAUCGCCUGCCGUCAGGGCUUGGACAUCUCUGUCCAGAGCCUCGGCCCCUGCCAGGAAGGCAUUGCUUCUGGCCCCCGUCCAACAUCCGCCUCUGUGGCCGCCUCAUGGCUUGACCUGAGCAAGGCACUGCUGCCCCCCGCCAGUGCCCUCCCCCUGGCUCCCAGCGGUAGCCACCUCAGCCAGCCCGCCUCGCGACCCUCAUCACAACCUUGGACCACCGCCAGCAUCCCAAGGACCACCACAAGGCCUGUGCCGACCCUGCCUCCCACGCCGCCCCCCGCAGCAGCCAGCCUUGCCAUGUCCGCCUUCGGUGAAUCUGGCAGUGCUGAUGGGAGCAGCGACGAGGAGCUGAGUGGUGACUUGGAGGCCAGUGGGGCUGGCUCAGGAGGACUUCUGCCCCCUGAGGGAGACGGCGCUGGGACCCCGGGGCCACCCGCUGAGAGGGCCUCCUGCUACAACUCGCCUGUGGGCUGCUGCUCAGAUGGCAGGACACCCUCACUGGACGCAGAGGGCUCCAACUGUCCUGCCACCAAGGUGUUCCAGGGUGUGCUGGAGCUUGAGGGGGUCGAGGGGCAGGAGCUGUUCUACACGCCGGAGAUGGCCGACCCCAAGUCCGAGCUGUUUGGGGAGACCGCCAGGAGCAUCGAGAGCGCGCUGGAUGACCUCUUCCGGAACUCGGACGUUAAGAAGGACUUCCGAAGCAUCCGCCUACGGGACUUGGGGCCCGGCAGCUCGGUCCGAGCCAUUGUGGAUGUGCACUUUGACCCCACCACAACCUUCAGGGCACCCGACGUGGGCAGGGCCCUGCUCCGGCAGAUCCAAGUGUCCAGGCGCCGGUCCCUGGGGGUGAGGCGUCCUCUGCAGGAACACGUGCGGUUCAUGGACUUCGACUGGUUUCCUGCAUUCUUCACGGGAGCCACCCCUGCUGCAGCCACGGCCAGAGCCACCACUGUGGCCCGCCUACCUCCUUCAGCUGCAGCCACUCGGGCCCUGUAUCCCAGUCACACAAGCCGGCCUGUCGCCAGGACCACAGCUCCCCUCACCACACGCCAGCCCCCCACCACUGCCCCCAGUCGUGUGCCUGGACGCCGGCCCCUGCCUCCAGGCACCCAGAAGCCUCCAAGUCCCUGCGACUCCCAGCCCUGCCUCCACGGGGGGACCUGCCAGGACCAGGGCCCGGGUGGAGCCUUCACCUGCAGCUGCCCGGCAGGCAGAGGGGGCACCUUCUGUGAGGAGGCGCUGCCCCUGUCCAGGCCGGCCUUUGGGGGCCGCUCCUUCCUGGCCUUCCCCACCCUCCGCGCCUACCACACGCUGCGCUUGGCCCUUGAAUUUCGGGCCCUGGAGCCCGAGGGGCUGCUGCUCUACAACGGCAACGCCCGGGGCAAGGACUUCCUGGCACUGGCACUGCUGGGGGGCCGCGUGCAGCUCAGGUUUGACACAGGUUCUGGGCCUGCGGUGCUGACCAGCUCUGUGCCCGUGCAGCCUGGCCGGUGGCAUCGCCUGGAGCUGUCUCGGCACUGGCGACGGGGUACGCUGUCAGUGGACGGCGAGACCCCUGUCCUGGGCCAGAGCCCCAGUGGCACCGACGGCCUCAACCUGGACACGGACCUUUUCGUGGGUGGCGUCCCCGAGGACCAGGCUGCUGUGGUGCUUGAGCGGACCUCUGUCAGCGUCGGCCUCAGGGGCUGCAUCCGCCUGCUGGACGUCAACAACCAGAGGCUGGAGCUGAGCGCCUGGCAGGGCUCUGCGACUCGAAGCUCCCGAGUGGGCGAGUGCGGAGACCACCCCUGUGUGCCCAGCCCCUGCCUCGGCAGCGCCCCGUGCCAGGCCCUGGAGGCCGGCAUGUUCCACUGCCAGUGUCCACCCGGCCGCUUUGGCCCGACCUGUGCGGAAGAGAAGGGCCCUUGUCAGCCGAACCCCUGCCAUGGGGCAGCCCCCUGCCAUGUGCUGCCCCAGGGCGAGGCCCAGUGCGAGUGCCCCCGGGGCCGGGGCGGCAGCCUCUGCCAAACAGCCUCGGAGCGGGACGAUGCCAUGCAGCCUUUCCUGGCUGACUUCAACAGCUUUUCCUACCUGGAGCUGAAAGGCCUGCAUACCUUUGAGCGGGACCUAGGGGAGAAGAUGGAGCUGGAGGUGGUGUUCCUGGCCCGGGGCCCCAGCGGCUUGCUCCUGUACAACGGGCAGAAGACAGACGGCAAGGGUGACUUUGUGUCCCUGGCGCUGCACAACCGCCUCCUGGAGUUCCGCUAUGACCUGGGCAAGGGGGCGGCGGUCAUCAGGAGCAAGGAGCCCGUGGCCCUGGGCGUGUGGACCAGGGUGUCCCUGGAGCGAAACGGCCGCAAAGGAGCCAUGCGGGUGGGCGACGGGCCCCGCGUGCUGGGGGAAUCCCCGGUGCCGCACACCAUCCUCAACCUGAAGGAGCCCCUGUACAUUGGGGGCGCCCCCGACUUCAGCAGGCUGGCCCGGGCAGCCGCCGUGUCCUCUGGCUUCGAUGGUGCCAUCCAGCUGGUCGCCCUGAACGGCCGCCAGCUGCUGACCCGGGAGCACGUGGUGCAGGCAGUGGACGUCUCGUCCUUUGCAGACCACCCUUGUACCCAGGCCGCGGGCCACCCUUGCCUCAACGGAGCCUCCUGUCUCCCUCGGGGGGCCUCCUAUGAGUGCCUGUGUCCUGGGGGCUUCUCAGGGCUGCACUGUGAGAAGGGCCUGAUUGAGAAGUCAGCAGGGGACCUGGACGCACUGGCCUUUGAUGGACGGACCUACGUCGAGUACCUCAAUGCCGUGACUGAGAGCGAGAAGGCGCUGCAGAGCAACCACUUUGAGCUGAGUCUGCGCACGGAGGCCACGCAGGGGCUGGUGCUGUGGAGUGGCAAGGCCACGGAGCGGGCCGACUAUAUCGCCCUGGCCAUCGUGGAUGGACACCUGCAGCUGACUUACGACCUGGGCUCCCAGCCUGUGGUGCUGCGCUCCACCGUCGCAGUCAACACCAACCGCUGGUUGCGGGUCAGGGCACACAGGGACCAGAGGGAAGGUUCUCUUCAGGUGGGCAAUGAAGCUCCUGUGACAGGCUCCUCCCCGCUGGGCGCCACGCAGCUGGACACCGACGGAGCCCUGUGGCUGGGUGGCCUGGAGAAGUUGCCUGGGGGCCAGGCUCUGCCCAAGGCCUACAGCACAGGCUUUGUGGGCUGUCUGCGGGAUGUGGUGGUGGGUCGGCGCCCACUGCACCUGCUGGAGGACGCCGUCACCAAGCCGGAGCUUCGGCCCUGUCCCACCCCGUGAGCCACACCACAGCCACCGCCCACCUUGCUGUAAUUAUUUUCUAUUUUUGUAAACUUGUUGCUUUUUUGAUAUGAUUUUCUUGCCUACGCGUUGGCCAGAGGGACUGCCGGCCCAGCCUCCCUCCUGUCCAGGCCGAGCCGCAGAGACAGGCCUGGUGCCGAGGGACAUUCGGGCUUGGGCAAAAUGCGGCCCAUGGAGGGCUUGACUCCCUUGACAGCUUGGGAUGCACCCCUCUGCCUUGGGACACUGCGUCCUGGCCUCUGGGGACGUGCCUCCCUGGUGUGCCCGCUUGCACUGGCCCUCGUGUUUUCCGGCCUGUCGGCAGACCCUACAUACACACACUGCCCACGUUCCAUCUGGCAAAGGGCUGUGUCCCCAGAACAGAAAGGCACUGCCAGGGUUUGGGGGGCCCUUCCUCUGCGCGAGCCCCACGACACCUUUGUUACCAACCGAGCUGCCCCUCCUGCCUGCUUGUGUGGGCAGGGCUGACCUCACCUGGAUCCACAGAGCACGGGCCCGCCCCUCCCGGGCCUCCUGUGCCAAGACUGUGACUUAGAAACGUGUCACUGUUGGGGCCACACUGCACCCCUCCCCCAGACGUGCCCACCAGUCCUGAGGCACUGGAGAGCAGAGGCCAGUCUCAGGCCUGUUCAGGGCAGCCCUCCCCACCCCCAAGCCCCAGGAGGGAAAGGGGCCAGCUUGCGAUGCCAUCGACACCCACUGCCUGUUUGCCAGGGCAGCCAGCAUCCCCUCUCAAGGAAGCACGUCCAGGCCUGACCACCAACCACAGAACCUGUACGUGUUGAUUUUACUUGACCCCUGGGAUGGCAGGGCUGUUGUCUUUCCUGUCCUGGCCCGAGGGCAGCUGAGGACACCACACUGUUCUGGCAUGAGGAGUGCUUGUCCUUGUCCAAGAAUGACCAGGAGCUGACUGGUGUCUGACCAAGGCCAAAGGGCAGGUGCAGGGGUGGCAGAGAUGGCUGCUAAGCCAGAAACGCCUUAAACUGCAGUGUUAGGUCUCAUCUGGUCCUGUUCCCCACCCCCACCCCUCCCCGUCCUGGUGGGGUUAGCAGCGCCUCCCACAACUGGGCCUGGGGUGUCAGGCUCAGAGGCCGGAGGGAGCCUCACACGUCCUGUUACUAACUCCAAUCUGUGUCUGUGUCAAUCACCACGAAAUAAAGUCCGAACACUUUUGA